AUGCUAUUGGGUGGCAUGCAAGUGGUUGGCAUCUAUAUAUGGGCCAGUGAGAGCUCUUUCAAGAAUUCUACCAUAACGCUUUGCCAGACUGUAAAGGGUGUUGCAGAAGUGGCAUCUGUGGUGAAGAACGAUUGGGAUGAGGGACUUCUUAUUCACAUUAGUUAUAGCCCAAGAAGAUUGCCCAUAAUCCAUGAGAAUGUAUCCAAUGUCAGAAAAUUGGCUGAUAUUCUUCGUUUUGGAAUUUCAAGUCAUGCCAAAGAGCUUGAAAGUGCAAAGGCUUUGAUCGAUGGAAAGUUGGUGACACAGGAUGAGCAGUGUGCAUCAGAUGGUUUACAUGAAGUUGAAUUUCUUCUACCUUUCAUGCAAGAUACAUCUCUAGAAGCAUGCAGCCGGAAGGAUGUUAUUGGUGUUCUUGUCUUUAGGGGUUCUGUCUGCUCUUUUGCAUACUUAAAUUCGAAAGAAUCAAUUUCACAAGCUUUGGCUGAUAUGAAGGUAGGGCUUGUGAUUGGGAAGCUGAGUUCGAGUCUAGAACGAGGGUUCGUCUUCGAUUUGAUUCCCACACCUCCAAACGACGACGGAAAAUCGGCUUGUUCGGUCAUUGAGAAUGUCAGAGAUGACAAGAAAAAAGGGUCGAAAUCCAAAUCUCUGUCCGAAUCUUCGUCUCUGUUUAUCGACCAAGAUUGGGUUGCCGAACACGCUCGUCAGGUCUCGAGAAUGCUAUUGGGUGGCAUGCAAGUGGUUGGCAUCUAUAUAUGGGCCAGUGAGAGCUCUUUCAAGAAUUCUACCAUAACGCUUUGCCAGACUGUAAAGGGUGUUGCAGAAGUGGCAUCUGUGGUGAAGAACGAUUGGGAUGAGGGACUUCUUAUUCACAUUAGUUAUAGCCCAAGAAGAUUGCCCAUAAUCCAUGAGAAUGUAUCCAAUGUCAGAAAAUUGGCUGAUAUUCUUCGUUUUGGAAUUUCAAGUCAUGCCAAAGAGCUUGAAAGUGCAAAGGCUUUGAUCGAUGGAAAGUUGGUGACACAGGAUGAGCAGUGUGCAUCAGAUGGUUUACAUGAAGUUGAAUUUCUUCUACCUUUCAUGCAAGAUACAUCUCUAGAAGCAUGCAGCCGGAAGGAUGUUAUUGGUGUUCUUGUCUUUAGGGGUUCUGUCUGCUCUUUUGCAUACUUAAAUUCGAAAGAAUCAAUUUCACAAGCUUUGGCUGAUAUGAAGGGAGACAUAAUCAUGAGUCUGCAAUGUAGAUUAGAUAUUCUCCAUGAUGAAGCAGAAAGAGAAAUAGAGUCAUAUGGUAAUGAUGGUGAGGGGGCAAGUCCUGACGCAUCAACAGAGAAGCCCAUUCUCCAGAUGGACCUGCAGUUGUUGAGGUACCGUGGCCAUAGUAUAUGUGCUGCAAUGUUCCGCUGUAGACAUAAACAACAAGGAGAUCUUGUCCAGUGUUGUUAUUGCAUCACUUCUUUAGUAAAUGACAAUUUGUUGAAGAUGGCAAGAAUUGUGACACAGGAUGAGCAGUGUGCAUCAGAUGGUUUACAUGAAGUUGAAUUUCUUCUACCUUUCAUGCAAGAUACAUCUCUAGAAGCAUGCAGCCGGAAGGAUGUUAUUGGUGUUCUUGUCUUUAGGGGUUCUGUCUGCUCUUUUGCAUACUUAAAUUCGAAAGAAUCAAUUUCACAAGCUUUGGCUGAUAUGAAGGGAGACAUAAUCAUGAGUCUGCAAUGUAGAUUAGAUAUUCUCCAUGAUGAAGCAGAAAGAGAAAUAGAGUCAUAUGGUAAUGAUGGUGAGGGGGCAAGUCCUGACGCAUCAACAGAGAAGCCCAUUCUCCAGAUGGACCUGCAGUUGUUGAGGUACCGUGGCCAUAGUAUAUGUGCUGCAAUGUUCCGCUCUUUCAUUUUUCAGCAAGAUAUAUGGUCUUGUGUCUCAUUGAUCAAACUGUCUCUCUCCAGAUUGCCCAUAAUCCAUGAGAAUGUAUCCAAUGUCAGAAAAUUGGCUGAUAUUCUUCGUUUUGGAAUUUCAAGUCAUGCCAAAGAGCUUGAAAGUGCAAAGGCUUUGAUCGAUGGAAAGUUGGUGACACAGGAUGAGCAGUGUGCAUCAGAUGGUUUACAUGAAGUUGAAUUUCUUCUACCUUUCAUGCAAGAUACAUCUCUAGAAGCAUGCAGCCGGAAGGAUGUUAUUGGUGUUCUUGUCUUUAGGGGUUCUGUCUGCUCUUUUGCAUACUUAAAUUCGAAAGAAUCAAUUUCACAAGCUUUGGCUGAUAUGAAGGGAGACAUAAUCAUGAGUCUGCAAUGUAGAUUAGAUAUUCUCCAUGAUGAAGCAGAAAGAGAAAUAGAGUCAUAUGGUAAUGAUGGUGAGGGGGCAAGUCCUGACGCAUCAACAGAGAAGCCCAUUCUCCAGAUGGACCUGCAGUUGUUGAGAAAAACAUGCAGCCUCAGCUUUCCUCGGAGAGUCUUUGUCCCUUGGCUUGCGGGUACCUAUAUAUGUGACUAUUUGCAACCAUCUGAAACACUUGAGUAUGAUUGCAAGGAGAUAUGAGGGAACUGAUAAUGGAUCUGUUGCGUAUGAGAAAAUAAAUGAGAGACUAGCUUUAAUGCAAC
This is a messenger RNA of Ilex paraguariensis (yerba mate), 2579 nucleotides long. NCBI's taxonomy places the organism in Eukaryota, Viridiplantae, Streptophyta, Magnoliopsida, Aquifoliales, Aquifoliaceae. The record is from the annotation of a GenBank genome assembly.